This is a messenger RNA of Procambarus clarkii (red swamp crayfish), 450 nucleotides long. Lineage: Eukaryota; Metazoa; Arthropoda; Malacostraca; Decapoda; Cambaridae. The record is from RefSeq and is a predicted model, not a curated record.
CACGACUCACAACUGAUGACGUUCGAACACUUCCGGAACAAGCGGGCUCCCGCUUGUGUUGGCGGAGCAUAUAUAACCGGGUCACUUGGCUGUGGAGCGUCAGUACAGCUUGGGAGACUCUCAGUGUUGUCUGUGUAUCCAUCAUGUUUGCUAUGCGUUGUGUUAGCCUGCUCCUCCUGCUGGUGCUCAUGGCUCUACUACACUUCUCGACUGCUCAAUAUUUCCACGAUCGUCGGUACCAGCCAGUGUAUGGCCAAGGUUACUACCAGGACAACUACGGGUAUCGUCCCACGUACGGCCACGGUUAUCAACAGUACUACGACGACGGGCUCUAUGGUAGACACAGGUUUAGGUACUGAAGACUUGGAAAAACUCUAGUGGCUGCUCUAAAUCCUGAACCAUCUUAAAGUAAUGGCGCACUUUUUGUAACUUUAAUAAAUGUUCGUCAAC